CCAUCCGACACCCGAGGACCAUCACCUUCACCUCGCCAACUCCUUCAAGAUGGUCCGUUACGCCGCCCAGGAGAUUCCGGCCGCGAAGAGCGCCCGCGCGCGGGGCUCUUACCUGCGUGUCAGCUUCAAGAACACCCGUGAGACCGCUCAGGCCAUCAACGGCAUGAAGCUCCAGAAGGCUUUGACCUACCUCGAGAACGUCACCAAGAAGUCCAUGGCCGUUCCCAUGCGCCGCUAUGCCGGUUCCACUGGCCGCACCGCCCAGGGCAAGCAGUUCGGUGUCUCCAAGGCCCGCUGGCCCGUCAAGUCCGCCGAGUUCCUGAUUGACCUCCUCAAGAACGCCGAGGCCAACGCCGACACCAAGGGUCUCGACACCGGUGCCCUGGUCGUCAAGCGCAUUCAGGUCAACCAGGCCCCCAAGGGUCGCCGCCGCACUUACCGUGCUCACGGUCGUAUCAACCCCUACAUGACCAACCCCUGCCACAUCGAGCUCAUCCUCACUGAGGCCGAUGAGGAGGUCGCCAAGGCCCAGACUGUCGCCAAGUCUUCCCGUCUGUCUUCCCGCCAGCGCGGCGCUGAGAUCCGCCGUGCCAUCACUGAGGCUUAA
Messenger RNA from Penicillium macrosclerotiorum, 607 nucleotides. It is a transcript of the gene rpl17, whose product is annotated as 60S ribosomal protein uL22. The transcript has 4 exons. The record is from RefSeq and is a predicted model, not a curated record. Gene Ontology annotation, molecular function: structural constituent of ribosome. Gene Ontology annotation, cellular component: cytosolic large ribosomal subunit; ribosome. Bases 50 to 607 code for a protein of 185 amino acids. Gene Ontology annotation, biological process: cytoplasmic translation. NCBI's taxonomy places the organism in Eukaryota, Fungi, Ascomycota, Eurotiomycetes, Eurotiales, Aspergillaceae.